This is a messenger RNA of Gongylonema pulchrum, 684 nucleotides long. Lineage: Eukaryota; Metazoa; Nematoda; Chromadorea; Rhabditida; Gongylonematidae. The record is from the annotation of a GenBank genome assembly.
CUGUGUUCCAGCUUUAUCCUAACUGAGAUUUCAGUAAGCGCAACAAAACCAACUACAACAACACCGUCCACUUUUCCUGGCGUGUCAACAGCUACAAUAAUAACAACAGCAGCAGCAUCGUCAACUAUUCCAGUUACAACGAUACCAACAACAGCAGCACCGUCAACUACUCCUGGCGCAUCAACAGCUACAAUAAUACCAACAACAGCAGCAACGUCAACUAUUCCAGCUACAAUAAUGACAACAACAGCAGCAACGUCAACUACUCAAGCUACAACAAUAACAGCAACAGCAGCACCGUCAACCAUUCCUGGCGUGUCAACACCAGUUACAACAACACUUUUGCCAACCACGUCGGAUAUGUCCACCACCACCACAAUAACAUUUCCGGCUUGGAUUAGGGGAGUCUAUACCGAAGGAGUUUAUGGUGAAAUAUAUAAACCAUAUUGGAUUGGUGUACGUAAGAUUGGUUACAAAUGGGAAAGACUAACAGAGGAUCGUCCUUUCCCAUACACGCCAGUCACUUUUACAAAUUGGGGACCAUCACAACCAGAUGGCUGUUGUUCGGUCGAUGUUACCUGUGUCGUGGUGAAUCACUGGAACAACUUGGGUGAAUGGGAUGAUCAGGGCUGCGACAGCUAUGUGGGAUACGCUGGCGCUGUUUGCCAGAGAAAACCAAUGUGA